Messenger RNA from Linum trigynum, 279 nucleotides. The record is from the annotation of a GenBank genome assembly. Lineage: Eukaryota; Viridiplantae; Streptophyta; Magnoliopsida; Malpighiales; Linaceae.
AUGAGGGCAUCAUCCGUCGUUGCAAGCCAGUACUUAUACUGGUUUUGUCACAAUCGCGAUCAUCGUCAGAAUCGGGAGAGAGAUUCGUCCCAUGAUCGCCGGUCGCCAGCUCCUGUUCGGUCAGUCCGCUUCGUCCCCGUCACCAAUCGCCACUGUAACACUGGUUUUGUCUUGGGUUUCGUUGCUUAUUGCAGUCCCGCACCAUGCCCUCACCAGUUCGCCGGCCAAUCUAGACUCCUCGCCGCCCUAAGCUUUCCUACCGUCGUUGACAGCUCUUGA